Messenger RNA from Closterium sp. NIES-65, 1395 nucleotides. NCBI's taxonomy places the organism in Eukaryota, Viridiplantae, Streptophyta, Zygnematophyceae, Desmidiales, Closteriaceae. The record is from the annotation of a GenBank genome assembly.
AUGCUACAAGCGCGCAAGGCGCCAGCGCGCAAGGCGCCAGCGCGCAAGGCGCCAGCGCGCAAGGCGCCAGCGCGCAAGGCGCCAGCGCGCAAGGCGCCAGCGCGCAAGGCGCCAGCGCGCAAGGCGCCAGCGCGCAAGGCGCCAGCGCCCAAGGCGCCAGCGCCCAAGGCGCCAGCGCGCAAGGCGCCAGCGCGCAAGGCGCCAGCGCGCAAGGCGCCAGCGCGCAAGGCGCCAGCGCGCAAGGCGCCAGCGCGUUGGGCGCCAGUGCGUUGGGCGCCAGCGCGCAGGGCGCCAGCGCGCAAGGCGCCAGCGCCCAAGGCGCCAGCGCCCAAGGCGCCAGCGCGCAAGGCGCCAGCGCCCAAGGCGCCAGCGCGCAAGGCGCCAGCGCGCAAGGCGCCAGCGCCCAAGGCGCCAGCGCGCAAGGCGCCAGCGCGCAAGGCGCCAGCGCGUUGGGCGCCAGCGCGUUGGGCGCCAGCGCGUUGGGCGCCAGCGCGUUGGGCGCCAGCGCGCAGGGCGCCAGCGCGCAGGGCGCCAGCGCGCAAGGCGCCAGCGCGCAAGGCGCCAGCGCCGCCAGCGCCCAAGGCGCCAGCGCGCAAGGCGCCAGCGCGCAAGGCGCCAGCGCCCAAGGCGCCAGCGCGCAAGGCGCCAGCGCGCAAGGCGCCAGCGCGCAAGGCGCCAGCGCGCAAGGCGCCAGCGCGCAAGGCGCCAGCGCGUUGGGCGCCAGCGCGUUGGGCGCCAGCGCGUUGGGCGCCAGCGCGCAGGGCGCCAGCGCGCAGGGCGCCAGCACGCAAGGCGCCAGCGCCCAAGGCGCCAGCGCCCAAGGCGCCAGCGCGCAAGGCGCCAGCGCGCAAGGCGCCAGCGCCCAAGGCGCCAGCGCGCAAGGCGCCAGCGCCCAAGGCGCCAGCGCGCAAGGCGCCAGCGCGCAAGGCGCCAGCGCGCAAGGCGCCAGCGCCCAAGGCGCCAGCGCCCAAGGCGCCAGCGCGCAAGGCGCCAGCGCGCAAGGCGCCAGCGCCCAAGGCGCCAGCGCGCAAGGCGCCAGCGCCCAAGGCGCCAGCGCCCAAGGCGCCAGCGCCCAAGGCGCCAGCGCCGCCAGGCGCCAGCGCGCAAGGCGCCAGCGCCCAAGGCGCCAGCGCCCAAGGCGCCAGCGCGCAAGGCGCCAGCGCGCAAGGCGCCAGCGCGCAAGGCGCCAGCGCCCAAGGCGCCAGCGCCCAAGGCGCCAGCGCGCAAGGCGCCAGCGCGCAAGGCGCCAGCGCGCAAGGCGCCAGCGCGUUAGGCGCCAGCGCGUUAGGCGCCAGCGCGCAGGGCGCCAGCGCGCAGGGCGCCAGCGCACAGGGCCCCAGCGCGCAGGGCGCUAGCGCAAUACUAAAGAGGAAACCAAUGGGAGCACAAUGCUAA